This is a messenger RNA of Postia placenta MAD-698-R-SB12, 1668 nucleotides long. RefSeq lists its product as hypothetical. NCBI's taxonomy places the organism in Eukaryota, Fungi, Basidiomycota, Agaricomycetes, Polyporales, Adustoporiaceae. The transcript has 8 exons. The record is from RefSeq and is a predicted model, not a curated record. Bases 1 to 1668 code for a protein of 555 amino acids.
AUGCUGUCGUACAUCGCACAUCGGCGCGCCUGUCAGGCGAAGCAGCGAGAGCGUCGGGAGCGCAUUCAGAACCUCCCGCCGAUCUACCAUGAACCCCUGUCGCCUGCAGAUAAGAGCAUCCUGGCGCAGCCCGCGUCUCAAAUCGUGGCCGGCGUACAGGCGGGCACACUGAGCCCCUCGGACGUCCUGGCGGCGUACGGCAAGAAGGCCCUGAAGGCGCACGCGGCGACGAACUGCCUCACCGAGGUGCUCAUCGCGCCGGCGGAGGAGUGGGCGAAGACAUGUAACACGCAGGGUCCGCUCGCGGGCAUGGCCGUCAGCCUGAAGGACACCGCGGCGAUUCCGGGGUUCGACAGCUGCAUCGGGUACUCGGCGUGGGUGGGCAAACCGUUGCGGAAGGAGUCCGCGUUGGUGCGGCUCCUGCGCGAUGCGGGUGCGGUGCCGUUCGUGAAGACAAACGUGCCGAUCACCCUGCUGUCGUUCGAGUCGACAAAUGACGUCUUUGGGACGACGACGAACCCGCACGGAAAGGACUACACGCCCGGUGGGUCGACCGGUGGGGAGGCGGCAUUGCUGGCCUACGGGGGGUCUCGUCUCGGUAUCGGGACGGACGUUGCGGGGUCUGUGCGUGCACCAGCCCACUACGCGGGAGUCUAUACGAUCAAAGCGUCAAUGGGCCGGUUCCUGAAGACGGGGAAUCCUACCAGUAUGCCUGGGCAGGAAGGGGUUCCCGCUGUCUACUCGCCUAUGACGCGAACACUGGAGGACCUUGAGAUGUUCUGGAAAGCCAUAAUGAGCAUGGAGCCGUGGAACUAUGAUCACUCGGUCUUGUCUAUUCCGUGGCGUGAAGUACAUCUGCCAGAGGCGAAAGAUAUCCGCUGGGGUGUCAUGUACAGUGACGGUGUUGUGGCUGCAUCGCCUGCAUGCUUCAGGGCUUUGAAGUUAGUGACUUCCACGCUAGUAGCCCACGGGCACCAAGUCGUAAUUGCAGAACCUCCAAGCCCAUACGAGGGUCUCAAGAUUGCAUCGCAGCUGCUCCUUGCCGAUGGAGGCAAGACCUGCAUUAAACCCAUGCGAUCCGGAGAGUCGAACGACCCUGGCGUCCGUGAGGCGAUCGCGAUGUUCCGCGUGCCACGCUUCAUCAAGAAGCUCUAUGCCUGGUACCUGCGGUACAUACGCCGCGAUGAAGUCUACGCGGGACUCAUCGAGGUCUGGCACGAGAAGACGGUGCCAGAAUAUCUCGCGCUCGUUGCCCGGCGUGAGGCAUACCGCGAGUACUGGUUCGAGUGGAUGCGUAAGGAAGGGCUGGACUUCAUAUUGACCGUGCCGAACGCGCUGCCCGCCGUCCCGCACGGAGGCAUGAAGGAGGGCUUCAAGGCCUGCGGGUACACCUUCCUGUUCAAUCUGCUCGAUUAUUCGGCAGGCGUAUUGCCUGUAACGCAUGUCGAUAAGGACCUUGAUGCGAUUGGGAAAGUCAAAGGAUCGAACGCCAUAGAGGCCGGACAGUACUCCAUGUACGACGCGCAGAAGAUGCAUGGGCUGCCGGUUGGUGUACAAGUGGUCGGCAAGCGUCUUGAGGAAGAGAAAGUUUUGGAGGGCAUGAAGCUCAUCGAAAGACUUCUGAGGGAGGAUGGGAAGGGUUAUCCCUUGUUGCACGUUGACGAUUGA